GCAGGCGCUGUCACAGCAGCUACCAGAGACGCAAGGGGAACAAGAAACGGCAGAGCAGAACUCGUCGACGGAAGUGGAGGCGGCUGAGAUUGACUUGAAGGAGAUGGCCAAGCAGUUGACUACGACGCUCAAGCAUCUGCUGACUUCACACCGGCAAUUGGAGACCGACGCUGCCAUGAUUCAAGCCGGAAUGGAUGAGCUGCACCAGAUGCAAGAGGCGCGAGCCGAACGCAUCGUCGGGCGCCUGAAGAAUGCCAGCUCGACGAUCCUAACUUUUGGUGACGCGAGUCAAGGGGGACGCCCCGAAGACGAGGGCGGCGACAAUGAAGAAGAUACCAUGGAAUAGGUAGCGAGGCAGGGCUGCGCGAUGAAGAUGCCUGAAGACGUCCU
This is a messenger RNA of Phytophthora infestans T30-4, 390 nucleotides long. RefSeq lists its product as uncharacterized. The record is from RefSeq and is a predicted model, not a curated record. Bases 104 to 346 code for a protein of 80 amino acids. The transcript is spliced from 3 exons. Lineage: Eukaryota; Oomycota; Peronosporomycetes; Peronosporales; Peronosporaceae.